This is a messenger RNA of Nelumbo nucifera (sacred lotus), 768 nucleotides long. Its product is annotated as histone H3.2. Gene Ontology annotation, cellular component: nucleosome. NCBI's taxonomy places the organism in Eukaryota, Viridiplantae, Streptophyta, Magnoliopsida, Proteales, Nelumbonaceae. The record is from RefSeq and is a predicted model, not a curated record. Gene Ontology annotation, molecular function: DNA binding; structural constituent of chromatin; protein heterodimerization activity.
ACUCGCUUCAGAUUUUCAUUCUCUCUCUCAUUCACAUGAUACAAACCCUAAUUUCUUCAUCUUUUCUCUGUAUCUUUCGUUGGCAAUGGCAAGAACCAAGCAAACAGCAAGAAAAUCGACUGGAGGGAAGGCCCCAAGGAAGCAAUUAGCAACCAAGGCCGCCAGGAAGUCGGCUCCGGCGACCGGCGGGGUGAAGAAGCCCCACAGGUUCAGACCUGGGACGGUGGCUCUGAGGGAAAUCAGGAAGUACCAAAAGAGUACCGAGCUUUUGAUUCGAAAGCUUCCAUUCCAGAGGCUCGUUCGUGAGAUCGCUCAGGACUUUAAGACUGACCUUAGGUUCCAGAGCAGCGCAGUUUCUGCCUUACAGGAGGCCGCCGAGGCUUAUCUGGUUGGGUUGUUUGAAGACACCAACCUUUGUGCUAUUCACGCCAAGAGAGUCACAAUUAUGCCCAAGGACAUUCAGCUUGCACGAAGAAUUAGAGGGGAGAGGGCUUAAUGCGUUCUCUACAGGAUUCCCCUGCUGUUCUCUAAUAUAUGUUUCUCUAUCUGUAUACAAGAAGUUUAAGCAUAUUUUUCUUGUUCUGGUAGUCUUGUUUUGAAAUGAAGAAAUACAAGAUCCUGUUUGGAAUUUUGAUCCCUUUCAGGACACGCUUCAAUUAGUGAUUGAUUCACGGUUAAGACAAAAAAUCCUCAAUUGUGAUCAUAGACAAGAUGCGAUUUUCCUUAUUAGAAAUGAGAUCCAAUAAGAUUAAACCUGGAAUUGUCUUA